GAUCAUUUCACUGUCCUGUGGUGAAAUAAAUUUACCUGCAUGUGUCCUACAAAAGUCAGGUUCGUUAAUCGGCCUAAAUUUGUUUAAAACUUUUUGUGAGUCGUUUUUUUGACUGUCUUCUCUUGAGAAGCAUUUUAUUAUUGUUCAUUAUUUUACUUUUGAUAAAUAUCUCUAGACAGGCUAAUGACAGGGUAUUGUUGUGGUAUAGUAUAGGAUUCGUCUCGAGUCUAUAAGCAUUGAACACUGGAUAUAGUUUAUAACUAUCUCUUUAUAUACUGUGAUGGUAUUUCACAAUCUCGCCGUGAUCAUAGGUAUUGGAAGAUUUCAAUUAUAUUUUCAGUCUUUGAACAUAAAAUGAAUCCUCAAUCCAAUGAGAUGAACUUUAAAAAAGCAAUGUAAUGAAAUAUGCCACAUGAGUGCAAUCUCAUUAUGUCCACACUAACGACUCCAGGUAAGACCAACUCUCAAAACUAUACAUUAGAAGAGAUACAACACUAUCUGUCGGAACUGCAGUACCAAUCAACACUUGCCUAUAUACCAACAUUUGUCUACAUGUCAAUCAUCGUUUUUGUUGGUUUCUUCGGAAAUUGUAUGGUCAUAAUAGUAUAUUGCAGCAAGAUGACUACUACAUCCUUGAGACUCUUCAUGGUGGUCAUGGCAAUAUUUGACCUGAUCAUCAACACAAUUGUUAUACCUUGGAAAAUGUAUGACUUAUUACACAUCUGGAAUUGUGACUUGCCAAUUUUGUGUAAACUUCAAAAAUAUCUCAACGCUUCGGUUGUACUGUCGUCAGCAGGGAUACUUGUUGCCAUAGCAGCAACAAGGUACAGGAUGGUAUGUCAUCCUUUUGGUCGUCAGGUCAGCAUAAAGCAAAGCAAACUCGUAUGCAUUGGGAUCACGUUGACUGCUUUUGUAAUCUCUGGACCUUACGGCGUCAUUCACGGGACACAAACGAAGAAGACUCCAAAUCCACAGAUUACUGGUCGCUAUUGCCAAGUUGACGACAGCUACGUUAAGACAAUAUGGCCGAGUUUAAACUCUGGGUUCUUUAUGUUUAUUUUUAGUGUGUCCUGCACUCUAGUAUCUGUCUUAUACAUUCGCAUUGGUAGAACGACGUGGAGGAAGUUAUUGCCUUCUUCUAAAUAUCAAGAGAGAUACAUUCAAACUGUUUCAAACGACCUCCAAGAGAAAAGAGAAUCCAACCAAACUGAAACAUCGUUGGAAGACUCAGAAAAAAGAUCUGUGCAGGGAAAAGAUUUGUUAAAGCCUGACUACAGUCGUCAAAAUGAUUUCAGCGUUCUAGAAAACACAAACUUAAAUACAAAUAAAAACACAACUUUUUGUUGGCAAUGUUCAACUAAGACAACUCAAACUAACAUUUUACAAGAUCGAAAUCUCGGUGUCCAUUAUCAAGACACUAAUGACGCAAAGGGAGACGCCAAUGACGAACUUAACAGCUGUCAAGGUUUUAGUAAAUGUGAUGAAAAAGAGGCUCAUUUUAACCAGAGAAAUGACGUCAACAAAACCAACAACAAUACAUUGCGUAACCUAUAUGCUAUAAAAAAUCGACAUAUUUUUGGAAAAACAUCUCUGAUGCUGUUUACUGUGACUCUGGUGUUUAUCAUUGGCUUUCUUCCAUUUCUGGGACUUAAUGUUUUCAUGGCUAUAGAUGCUGAAAGAGCUGCAGCUUUGGAAGGCGUGACUCUUGCACUCUAUCAACUGUUCCUUAGUUCUUAUUUAUUAAACAGUUUCGCCAAUCCUAUAGUGUACAGCCUUUUAGAUCGGAGAUUCAGAAUGGAGUGUUGGAAAUUGCUUAAAAGGUCUUAGCUAUAUGGCUUUAGGGAAAUAACCGAGAAUGCACGUUCUUUGUUUGUCUUUCUAUUUAAUAGUAAAAAGGAAUAUUUCAAAAUAACUCUUCGAUAGGGAUGAGUAACUAACAAUUUGAUAGCAAAGAAAUUAAAAACAAGCUCACAAAAUGUCCUUUUUAAUAGCACUGAAGAUUUAUUUUUCGUUUUUUUUUGUAACCCACCGACUUAAACUUUGUUAUUAAAAGCUUACAUUCUAUUCAUUA
Molecule: messenger RNA, 2071 nt
Organism: Biomphalaria glabrata
Lineage: Eukaryota; Metazoa; Mollusca; Gastropoda; Planorbidae
Exons: 4
Coding region: 406-1827 (473 amino acids)
Biological process (GO): neuropeptide signaling pathway
Cellular component (GO): membrane
Molecular function (GO): neuropeptide receptor activity
Source: RefSeq, a predicted model, not a curated record